AUGAGGUUGAUGCUGCUGUGCUGCACUUGGAGGGACGAGCCCAUGGGAGAGGACGAAGGAAGUGACCUGCCAAUAUGUGCCAGUUGCAGCCACAGCAUCUACGAUGGUCAGUACUUGCAAGCCCUGAACGCCGAUUGGCAUGCCAGCUGUUUCAGGUGCUGCGAAUGUGGGGCUUUGCUUUCCCAUCAGUACUACGAGAAGGAUGGUCGUCUUUACUGCAAAAAGGAUUACUGGGCCCACUUUGGGGAACUGUGCCAUGGCUGUUCGGAGCAGAUCACCAAAGGGCUUGUCAUGGUGGCUGGGGAACAAAAAUAUCACCCUGAAUGCUUCAGCUGCCUGAACUGCCAGGUGUUCAUUGGCGAUGGAGAUACUUACGCACUGGUGGAGCGAUCCAAGCUUUACUGUGGGCACUGUUAUUACCAGAUGGUGGUGACACCUGUGAUGGAUCAGCUGCUUCCAGAAUCUCCUGGCACCCGGAUUCCACACACUGUCACCCUGGUGUCUAUUCCAGCAUGUUCCGAAAGCAAGCGGGGGUUUUCCGUCUCCAUUGACAAGCAUGGAGGUUCUGAGCACCCACAUACUGUGCGCGUUCGUGAAUUAGACCCAGACUGCAUAAGCCCUGAUAUGAAGAAUUCCAUCCAUGUUGGUGACCGCAUUCUGGAAAUUAAUGGCACACCAAUCCGUCAUGUCCCACUGGAUGAGAUCGAUCUUCUGAUCCAAGAGACCAGUCGCCUGCUGCAGCUGACCAUUGAACACGACCCUCAUGAUAUAAUCGAAAGCAGCCCUCUUUCAGAGCUGCGCAGUCCCCUCCAUUCGCCCAGCCACACACCUUGCCCAGACCCUUCAGCCAUUCGCCAACGCUCUGUCAUGAGGAGCUGUAGCAUUGAUAAAUCACCUUGUUCCAGCUCUCUGGGCUCCCCCUCCUCCCAGAGGAAAGAUAUUGGUCGCUCAGAAUCACUACGCGUUGUCUCCCGUCUUCAUCGCAUCUUCCGCCCCUCGGAUCUCAUUCAUGGCGAGGUGUUGGGCAAGGGCUGCUUCGGGCAGGCCAUUAAGGUGACACACCGGGAGACUGGAGAAGUGAUGGUCAUGAAGGAACUUAUCCGUUUUGAUGAGGAGACUCAAAGGACGUUUCUUAAAGAGGUGAAGGUAAUGCGCUGUCUGGAACAUCCCAAUGUGCUGAGGUUCAUUGGAGUCCUCUACAAAGACAAGAGGCUGAACUUCAUCACAGAGUACAUCAAGGGAGGCACACUUCGUGGGCUCAUUAAAAGCAUGGAUAGUCAGUAUCCUUGGAGCCAGCGGGUCAGUUUUGCAAAAGAUAUCGCUUCAGGGAUGGCUUAUCUCCAUUCUAUGAAUAUCAUUCACAGGGACCUCAAUACACACAACUGCCUUGUGCGAGAAAACAAAAAUGUGGUGGUGGCUGAUUUUGGCCUUGCUCGGCUGAUGGUGGACGAGAAGAACCAGCUAGCAAACCUGAAGAAGCCUGACCGAAGGAAACGGUACACCGUGGUGGGCAAUCCUUACUGGAUGGCUCCUGAGAUGAUCAAUGGGAGAAGUUAUGAUGAAAAAGUGGAUGUCUUCUCUUUCGGCAUCAUCCUUUGUGAGAUCAUUGGAAGAGUUAGCGCUGACCCUGACUACCUGCCUCGAGCCUUGGAUUUUGGCCUCAAUGUGCGAGGCUUCCUGGACCACUACUGCCCUCCCAGUUGUCCUCCCAGCUUCUUUCCUAUUGCUGUUUGUUGCUGUGAUUUAGAUCCUGAGAAACGGCCUUCCUUCAGUCGGUUGGAGCAGUGGCUAGAAGCUCUCCGCAUGCAUCUGGCUAUGCAACUUCCCCUGAGUCCACAGCUGGAGCAAUUGGACCGAGUCUUCUGGGAGACACACCGGCGAGCUGAGAGUGGACUGUGUGCACAUGCUGAAAUGUCUGAAUGA
Molecule: messenger RNA, 1923 nt
Organism: Protobothrops mucrosquamatus (brown spotted pit viper)
Lineage: Eukaryota; Metazoa; Chordata; Lepidosauria; Squamata; Viperidae
Gene: LIMK1
Product: LIM domain kinase 1
Exons: 16
Coding region: 1-1923 (640 amino acids)
Biological process (GO): positive regulation of stress fiber assembly; actin cytoskeleton organization; protein phosphorylation
Cellular component (GO): neuron projection; cytoplasm; nucleus
Molecular function (GO): protein binding; ATP binding; protein serine/threonine kinase activity
Source: RefSeq, a predicted model, not a curated record